GACGGGGACAUACAACUUGGUGUUCAGAAAGGACUCGGGAAUUUGGGAUUUUCUUCCAGUGUGAAACUUCAAAAAUUAUUCAGAGAGGACUUUUCGGUUCAGGCUUGAGUAAGGGAGUGUAUGUUUGCGUGUGUAUGUGUCUUCAUUUUUUUGCAGCCAAACUGGAGAGUUGUGGAUGCACGUGGUUGAGUACAUCUUGGCAUUUAGCUUAUCUGUCAAGGAAGUGCGAAUGUGACAGCGAUUAGAUUUUUUUGUGAGUAUUCGUCGGCUUACUUUAAAAAAGUUUUUGGUAAAACUAUAUCUGUAGAAUUUGGGAUUUUUAAUGUGUUGCUUGUAGUUUAUGUUUUUGCCUUUGGUUCGGAGUAGUUGUGUUGCUAUCAAAGGAGUAGUGUGUUUCUGGGCUCUUGCGCGUUUGUUUGCCUGCCAUGCCCUUGCCUGCGCCUGAUGUCCCAGCCUCUCGGAGGCUGGCACUGGAUUGCCGUACCCUUCUGGACCAUCGUGUUGGCAAGGGGGUUUGUGGUUGUUGCGGAGCGCUCAGGCCUCGGUACAAGAGACUGGUAGACAACAUCUUCCCAGAAGACCCAGAGGAUGGGCUGGUGAAGGCCAACAUGGAGAAGCUGACAUUCUACGCCCUGUCGGCUCCAGAGAAGCUUGACCGUAUCGGAGCCUACCUGUCUGAGAGAUUGUCAAGGGAUGUGGCCCGACACAGAGACGGGUAUGUGUGCAUAGCCAUGGAAGCCCUGGACCAGCUGCUCAUGGCCUGCCACUGUCAGAGCAUCAACCUGUUUGUGGAGAGUUUUCUAAAGAUGGUGCGCAAGCUGCUAGAGUCCGAAAAAUCCAGCCUGCAGAUCCUCGGAACCAACUCUUUUGUGAAGUUUGCCAACAUAGAAGAGGAUACACCAUCGUACCACCGCAGUUAUGACUUCUUUGUGUCCCGCUUCAGUGAGAUGUGCCACUCUAGCUUAGAGGACCCUGACAUCCGCACUAAGAUCCGCAUAUCGGGUAUCAAAGGCCUGCAGGGUGUGGUGAGGAAGACGGUGAAUGAUGAGCUGCAGGCCAACAUCUGGGACCCUCAGCACAUGGACAAGAUCGUCCCCUCUCUGCUUUUCAACCUGCAGAGUGGAGAGCGCACAGAGAGCCGCUCCCCCUCUCCGCUGCAGGCGUCGGAAAAGGAGAAGGAAAGCCCGGUGGAGCUGACGGAGCGCUGCUUCAGGGAGCUGCUGGGACGAGCCGCCUAUGGCAACAUCAAGAAUGCAGUCACGCCGGUGUUGAUGCACUUGGAUAACCACUCUCUAUGGGAGGGAAAGACCUUUGCAGUGCGCUGCUUCAAAAUCAUCAUGUACUCCAUCCAGUCCCAGCACUCUCACCUGGUAAUCCAGCAGCUCCUCGGUCACCUUGAUGCCAACAGCAAGAAUUCAGCCACAGUGCGCGCUGGGAUCGUGGAAGUGUUGCUGGAGGCAGCCGCCAUUGCAGCCAGCGGCUCUGUAGGCCCCACCGUGUUGGAGGUGUUCAACACCCUGCUGCGGCAGCUCCGUCUGAGUGUGGACUACGAGUUGACCGGCUCCUAUGACGGCAGCACCAACAUCGGCACAAAGAUCAUCAAAGCUCACGAGGAGAGGCAGCUGCAGGAGGCUGUCAUCAGGACCAUUGGUUCAUUUGCCAACACUCUACCGACGUACCAGAGGUCAGAGGUCAUGCUCUUCAUCAUGGGCAAGAUCCCUGUCCCUGGGAUUCACCCAGCUCUGCUCUCCUCAAGCUCUGGACCCGAGGGUACCAGGAUGAUUCAGGUCAUGUUACUUAAGUCCUUGGUCCAGGUGACGGUCGGUUUCCAAACCACCAACAUGCUGACGGCACUCCCCAGCUCUUUCCUGGAGCCGCUGCUUUCCUUCUCUCUAACAGAGGAUCCAGAGAUCCGGCUGCUGGUGGUCCAGAUCCUUCUCGGUGUCAUCGACAGGCACGACAACACGCCCAAGUUCUCCAACAUAAGCAUCAUCGCCGACAUCUCUGUGCUCAAACUCAAAGUUGACAAAUGUUCCAGACAGGACAACUUAUUCAUGAAAAAGCACGGCCAGCAGCUGUAUCGACACAUCUACUUGGGCUGUAAAGAGCCGAGCAGCGGCCGGCAGCACUACGAGUCCCUCUUCUCUCUGUUGGGGCUUCUGAGCGUGGAGCUGGCUAACGAAGAGGUGGUGGUGGACCUCAUCCGCCUGGCACUUGCCCUGCAGGACCUGGCUCUGUCCACCGACGAGGCUCUGCCCGUUUAUAACCGCUGUGCUAUUCAUGCCAUCGCCGCUGCCUACCUCAACCUCAUCUGCCAGCUCACCACCGUCCCAGCCUUCUGCCAGCACAUACACGAGGUAAUUGAGGUGAGACAGAAAGAAAGUCCGUACCUUUUGCCAGAGGAUGUCUUCAUAGAGAAUCCCAAGCUGCUUUCUUCACUGGAUAAGGUCGAAGGGGAUGUUUUGUUUCUCCAGUCGAAGAUCACUGAGGUCCUCGGAGGAAGUGGUUAUAACACGGAUAGACUGGCUACGCCUUAUGUCCCUCAGUAUACUGAUGAGGACCGUCUGUCCAAGCGAAAGAGCAUCGGAGAGACCAUCUCACUGCAGGUGGAGGUGGAGUCCAGGAACAGUCCAGAGAAAGAGGAGAGGACACCAGCAGAAGAGAUCACAUUUGAAACCCUGAAAAAUGCCAUUGUGGACAGUGUGGGUAUGGAGGAGCAGGAGAGGGAGCGGAGGAGACAAGUGGUGGAGAAGUUCCAGAAGGCCCCCUUCGAGGAGAUCGCUGCACACUGUGGUGCCAGGGCCACACUACUGCAGAGCAAACUCAAUCAGAUCUUUGAGAUUACAAUCAGACCCCCGCCCAGCCCAUCUGGAAACAUUUCAUCCGGGUAUGGCCAAAGCCAGAGUCGAUCUGUACCCAUCUACGAGAUGAAGUUUCCUGACCUCUGCGUCUACUAGACCUGAAAGCAAAGUCACAGAACUAUUUCACAUUUGAGGAGGGGUUUGGGAAGGGCAACCGAUCCUCACUGUAAAGCCGUCUCGAUCAUGGAAUCAAACAACCACCCCGUUGUUUGAAGCCAACUCGAAAAUAAGCCACUUCUUUAUUAACUUAAUUGUCUGAGCUUUGUUUUGCCCUGUGAUGGGAGCCAAAACAAGCCUGUUAAUGUCAAUAAAUUCAGCAGUAAAAAUCUACUUUUAUUUGACCUGUUCCCUUCAUUGCUCCGGAGAGCUUUAUAGAAACUCCACUGGUUGGAUUUCUGAUCUAGAAAAUGCAGAGAACCGCGAGGAGGUGAGGAGUCAUGUCUGUGGCCUGAGAGGGAAUCGACUUGUUGCAUGCCAUGUAACGUCACAUUUUUGAUAGCGCUGCAAAUAUUGGACAUUCUUUUGACCCGUGUGUCCCUUACAGGGUGCCAUACUAUCCUUGAUCACAAAAUAAGAUUUACCGAUAUUGAUAUUUUAUACCUACGUUUUCUUUUCUUUUCUUUCUAUUGAUUUCAUGGCCAGGAGGGGCUCAUGUGAAUUAGAUGCAAUUAAAUUGACCUGAUAGUGUAUUUUUGUGUCUGUUUAAAUACAAUAUGGAUACAUAUAAACAAACAUGAAGCUAAUCAUUUACAUUGCCUAUGUGACUCAGCAUUGAACAUCUGUCCUCAGUGCUUAUUGCUUUGCCCUCUUGUUUUGCCUUUUUAGUGUUUGUGUUAAAGUGCUUUUUCUUUCAUGAUUGGCAUUUAUUUCCCGCACCUUCAUUUAGUUUUAGUUUUUUUGUGUGUGUAUUCUAGUCGUGGUUUAAAUGAAAGAAAACUGUCAAUCUGUGUGCUAUCCUCCCAAAGUGAGUGCCUUACAGGUGACUCGAGUUAAAACAUACACAAAAACACACAUUGCGCCGCCGUCAUGACCACACUAAAGUUCUGAAGUGUUUACUGUGAUGUUUACCUGAUCAAACACGAGAAAAAUAAUUAUGGAUCCUUUAUUUUUCUCCUUUCCAUAUAAAUGUGUAUAUACAGAGAAAUAUAUAAAUCUUUAAGCUGAUGUACAGAGUCUGGAGGUUUUUCUGUGUGCGUGUGUGUAUAUAUAUAUUGUAUAUUGAUUCUAAUUUUAGACUGCCACUGCACUAAUUGUGUCCGUAAGUAAGGAAGAGAACGACUUCGUUAGUAUUUAGAUGUUUGUUAAAUUCUCACAUGGAUAACCAGCAACACAUAAAAAUCAAAAAGGUCUGAACAGCCCACCGUAGAAAUCAUCUCGAGUCUGAAAGUGUUGCGCUAACGAACCUGAAAUAAUCAAUUUAGUCGCGUUUUCAAUCCUGCUGGAAUAAGUUUGCACUCUGUCUUUCCGCCCUGCAGCGGCUGCAGCCUCCGAGCAGCGCGCCCGUCUCAUUCAGCUCCAUUCAAACAAGUCGAAAAGUCAUUUUGUGUGUGUGCGCAUGCACACGGAUAUAAAAACAAAGUAUAAUGGCAAUAAUUUGCCACUAGCCUGGCUAUCACAGCUUAACUUUUGGUAGCAGAUCCUUUUUUUUGUUGUUUAGUGUUUUUAAAUUGUGCACUCCUGUCGUGGUGCUGUGCUGGUCAGUUUUGUGACAUUGUGAGAGGCCGCCCUCCUGCCCCCGCGCUUCUGUGAAUAACUGCACCGGGCGUGAACCGCGCUGCAGCCACCUUCAGUGGGCUUGUCCCCGAUUGUCAUGUGUCGCAGUCCAGUUGUUCAUCUUAUCUUCUUUUUAACUUUUUUCUUCUUUUCUUUUGAAUAUACUAUGUAAAGUCUUCUUUACGUUUAUUCAUGUCCACGCCAGUGUCGCCGAUCAGUUCACGAUUUUGUGUGUGUGUGUGUAUUUGUUCAUAUAUCUUUAUGAACAUUCAUGCAGACGUGUGUCUUUUGGCAUCACCCCAUCCAAACUUUCCAAACAUGGUUUACAGUCUUGGUCCAGUGACUCUUUCCACCACGUCAACAAAGAACGAGCUGUCUUAGUGAAAUGUGCAGCUGUCUAAAACUUCCAGUCACACUUUGUCCAAUUGGCUCUUCAGCAUCUUGCAACUUUGAAGACCUGUAAAUCUACCGGUGUGCUUGUAGUCAUUGCAUAGUGUAAUGUAAAAUUAACAGACGGUAAUUCAAUCCUACUUUUGUCAUUACAUGUCUGGUUAAUAGAUCUGUUUACAACGUAGUCCUGUAGGUCAAAUCUAUUCACUCUGUGAACUUUGCACUUUAAAAACUGGAUUACCUAGUGACAAAGGCAGCUUUUACAUGGAGAAAAUGCCUUAUGAGUGUCAUACCUAAUUUUGCAUGCUAGAGAUGUUCCUGUGUCGUACAAUAAAUGUGUCUGUAACCGGAA
Pseudoliparis swirei is the source of this 5316-nucleotide messenger RNA. RefSeq names its product protein EFR3 homolog B. Gene Ontology annotation, biological process: protein localization to plasma membrane. The record is from RefSeq and is a predicted model, not a curated record. The transcript has 23 exons. Lineage: Eukaryota; Metazoa; Chordata; Actinopteri; Perciformes; Liparidae. The coding region runs from base 426 to 2957 and encodes 843 amino acids. Gene Ontology annotation, cellular component: plasma membrane.